Messenger RNA from Nerophis lumbriciformis (worm pipefish), 852 nucleotides. The record is from RefSeq and is a predicted model, not a curated record. Lineage: Eukaryota; Metazoa; Chordata; Actinopteri; Syngnathiformes; Syngnathidae.
AUGGACCUCCACAAAAUCAUCCACGGUGCGUUGCAGGACUUCUUACUGACUUACAUCCCUGAUGCAGAUCUCAGCACUUUGGAUGAUGUCCUCCUGUCAUACAUCACCGGAGUUCUGGAAGAUCUCGGCUCACAGCAGAGUGUGGAGGAGAACUUUGAUGUGGAGGUCUUUGCCGAGAUGCUGGAGGCAUACAUACCGGGUUUUGCUGAAAUUGAUAGUGUCAAAGUGUGUGAAAUGAUGUUCAGCCUGGCAUCCACGCUUACCAAAGCUCGAACCUCAGCGGACGGAGAAAACAACAUGGUUAAGCCGCAAGACGCCUCCUUGAAAAUUGCAGCUCGCCUACUGAGUGAACCGCAGACUGGCAGGGACAUGCAGCGCUUACAAACACAGACAGAGGGCGCCACCGCUGAACUAGCAGCAUCAGAACUGGAAAUCCAGGAGCAGCAUCUUUUGGAAAUGUUCCCAAAGUGCAGCCUCUCCGAGGCCCGCAGUGCUCUAUCUAUCGCCAAAGGAGACAUGGAGGAAGCCGUACGCCUCAUCAUCGAAGGCGACGUCCAACUCAGCCCUACGCCGCUCAACGUAAAUCAAGGGAAGAAUAUCUCCCCUGUGGCAGAUCAAAAACUGAAAGAAAGCAUCCUUGAGAAAUACAUGCUCGUCGAUAACGAAGAGGACAAGAAAACGCAUCGACCCGUCGCCCCUAAAGAGGCCCCCAAGAAGCUGGUUCGCUACCACGGCAACCAGGUGGUGAGCACCAAAGGAGAACGCUAUCAGGUGGUGAAGAAAAAUGAAACUGACGACAUGAAGAAGACGUAUGUCAACCUCAAGCCGGCGCGCAAAUACCGAUUUCAUUGA